Molecule: messenger RNA, 735 nt
Organism: Chaetomium globosum CBS 148.51
Lineage: Eukaryota; Fungi; Ascomycota; Sordariomycetes; Sordariales; Chaetomiaceae
Exons: 2
Coding region: 1-735 (244 amino acids)
Source: RefSeq, a predicted model, not a curated record
AUGGCAUCCGACCCAAUAUUCUUUGAGUUGAGCUGGUCAAUUCUCAGUACCAUCGGGGCAUGCAACGUCUUUUUCGGGCUUCUGGUCAUCAGCGUCACCAACCUGUCCCCGAUCGCCGCCGUUCCCCUCGUAACCUCGACCGCCUGCGCCAUCGCAAAUGGCCUUUGCUUCUACGCGUUUUACUUGCCAACCGUCCCGAGCAUGAACCGCGCGGUCGCUUCGGCCUUUGCGGACAUGGCAUGGAUGAUCCAAGAAGCAGGAAUGUCGCUGUAUAGCUAUGUGAUAUUAAGUCGCAUUCUACGGGAUAGGCAGUGGUACGUAUACGCGGGCCUGUUCUGGACGACCAUGGUGGCCAUCGUCGUGGUUCGCAUCAACAUCGCCGUUACUCGGGUCAUGUACAUCAACAGCCAGAACGCGGCGCUCCAAAGGACCGUCAACUACCUUCAUAUGGCCUACUUCCCCUUUAUAGCCAUUCUCGAAUCCGUCAACGCAUUCUACCUUCUGAGGACUUUUACCCACGCCCAGAUGUCCUGCCUCAGGAGGCAGAGCAAGGCGAGCCUGCUACGGUACCUGAUGCGCAGCACCGAGGUCCGCCUGGCGCUCCUUGCCCUCGUCGGCAUUAUGCGCGCCGUCACCUACUGGUUUCAAGACAGGGCCCAGAGAGCGACCAACCUGGCCAGCCAAGUCGACCGCUUCUGCUACACGAUGGAGUGUCUCUUUCCCAUCAUUAUGUAG